UCACUUUUUAAACCUAGAGUAGGGAGGAAGAAAGAAGAGAACGCUAGCACGUUCCCUGCGGCCGAUCCAGUCACGUGCGUGUGGAUACCGGUAGAGCUCGGGAUCGUUUUCUCGGACUGUCUGACAUCCCUGAUUAAGAUUGUUAUUAAAUAUGGCCGCCAACACAACUUUUUCACUGCGAUCUAUCCUUGAGAAGGAAAAACUUAAUGGAACAAAUUACAUGGACUGGGAUAGAAAUCUGAGAAUCGUUCUCAAACAAGAGCGUAAAGAAUAUGUCCUUGACCAACCAAUUCCUGCUGAACCAGCGGCCAAUGCUGCUAGAGUCAUUAGAGAUGCUUAUGAAAGGCAUGUCCGUGAUGAAGUUGAUGUCACUUGUCUGAUGUUAACUAUCAUGGAAGCUAAUCUUCAGAAACAGUUUCUGAAUCGUCGUGCACAUGACAUCUCUAAUGAACUCAAGAACUUGUUUCAGAAACAAGCACGGAUCGAAAGGUUCGAGACGAC
This is a messenger RNA of Cuscuta epithymum, 501 nucleotides long. NCBI's taxonomy places the organism in Eukaryota, Viridiplantae, Streptophyta, Magnoliopsida, Solanales, Convolvulaceae. The record is from the annotation of a GenBank genome assembly.